GCGUCUCUCAGAGGAAUGACGAUUUUGCUGCUAUAACCAGCUGAUGCUGAGGCUAUGAACACGGAGCCUCUGAAGAACUGUUGACGGUACAUGGAUACCCCGUCGUCGGCGUUGAGCCUGCUGAUUCGGUCUCGUCUCCAUCCAGGGAUUGAGUGAGUAGGAUAUUUGAUCGUGUCACGACGCACAGGCCAGGGCUUUUCACCCCCUUGUCGCUCCAUAUGAUGUUUCCUCUUCUUCCCACAUCAUCAUUAUCAUAGGCAUGAUCAUGUGUGCUUUAGAGAUUGAGCUUUCUCAUCUCACACAGGCGACACAUCUGCAGGUGCGACUGUGUGGAGGUUUGGAUAAAGACGUAAGCACGAGACAGACAACCUGGACAUGGAACAAAGGGAAUUUGGAGACAACUGAAACUACUUGAGUCAGAUCCAUAAAUAACAGUAAAAAGACGUUUUACAAAAACACAUAAGGCAAGGCAAGAGAGCUGUAGAGUGGGGAAGAGAGAAGCAGAAGAGGUUUGUGAAGAUGGGUUGUGGUCAGACAGCAUUUCUCCUGGACUCUACAGUUCACUCUGUCAGCCGCUGGUCAAAGCAGGAGUCCCCUCGCUAAAACCCAGAACUGCUUAACUCACCUGCUGGAGGAGCCCCUACCCUCGGUGAUGUGAUGAAUAAGUUUGAAGUCCUUGGCAUUGUGGGAGAAGGAGCGUAUGGAGUGGUCCUUAAGUGCAGACAUAAGGAAACCAAUGAGCUGGUGGCCAUUAAGAAGUUCAAAGACAGCGAAGAAAAUGAGGAAGUCAAGGAGACGACGCUACGGGAGCUGAAGAUGCUUCGGACACUGAAGCAGGACAACAUCGUUGAGCUGAAAGAGGCUUUUCGCAGGAGAGGGAAACUCUACCUUGUCUUUGAAUAUGUUGAGAGGAACAUGCUGGAGCUAUUAGAGGAACUGCCCAAUGGUGCUCCGCCUGAUAAAGUCCGCAGCUACAUCUACCAGCUCAUCAAAGCCAUCAACUGGUGUCACACAAAUGAGAUUGUACACAGAGAUAUCAAGCCAGAGAACCUCCUCAUCAGCUCGGAGGAUGUUCUCAAACUCUGUGACUUUGGUUUUGCUCGUAACCUGUCUGAAGGGACAGAUGCCAAUUACACUGAGUAUGUGGCUACAAGGUGGUACCGCUCACCUGAGCUGCUGCUGGGGGCUCCCUAUGGAAAGGCCGUGGACAUGUGGUCGGUGGGGUGUAUCCUCGGGGAGCUGAGUGACGGACAGCCCUUGUUUCCAGGGGAAAGUGAGAUAGAUCAGCUCUUCACCAUUCAAAAGGUUUUAGGGACACUCCCUGCAGAGCAGAUGAAACUUUUCUACAACAACCCUCGCUUUCAUGGAAUCAGGUUUCCCUCAGUUACUCAUCCUCAGACUUUAGAGAGAAGGUACCAAGGCAUCUUGAGUGGUCUGAUGUUGGAUCUGAUGAAGAACCUGUUGCUGCUCAACCCGACUGAGCGUUAUCUGACAGAGCAGAGUUUGAACCAUCCGGCCUUCCAGCCUCUGAGGCAGGCAGAGAGAGAAAGGCCUUCACCAGCGUCUCCCAACCCACCGCGCUCCUCCAAGAGGAAAACACACCAUCAUGGAGAGAACACAGUUCCCACAAGAAGUCACACUAAGAGCACGAGCCGCCGCUCCGGCAGCAAAGAAUGUUCCAGCCUCCCUCGCCAUGGGGACCUCCAUCACCUCAGCAACAAGAGUUUCCUCAACGGUAACAAACCGUCCCCAACCAGUUUAAGUCCUACGCUCCACCCCAAGGCCCAGUACAUGUCCCAGACCCUCAAUCGUUCUGCCUCAUCCAACAAAGACCUGACUAACAACAACUUGCCACAUCUCCUCAGUCCCAAAGAUGCCAAAGGCAAGACAGAGUUUGAUUUCAGCUUGGGACCCUCCCCAAAGCUGCAGGACCAGGGACACGGGGCCAAGUACAGCCACAGCAAACCCAGCUCCUCUCGCUCUCAGCAGCAGCAGCAGCAGCAGCAGCAGCAGCAGCAGCAGCAGCAGCAGCAGCAACAGCAGCAGCAGCAGCAGGCAGGCCGCCACACCUUCCUGGAAGGCAAGACCAACACACUGCAGUCUGGAGCAGAGAAGCAACAUGGCCGACAUACCCACAGUAUGGCCGACUCUGCCCACGGAUCCAUGUCCUCUUCUUCUAAGAGUUCAGCCUCUUAUCUCAGCCUGUCCAAGAGCCACAGUGGGCUGAGUGAUGCAAAAUCUGUAGGGAACCUCAGCGAUGGUCGAAUCCAUCAAGAUGACCCCAAUACAACGGCAGGGGUGGGACCCGGGACCCGGUUCUUCCCCGCCAGCUGUCUAGACCUCAACACCCCUUCAGGUCCCCAGGGGCCGCCUGGCAGCCCCUCUACUCGACACAGUGAUCGUUCCGGGCAUAGCCCCGCCUCUCGUAGCAGUGGCAAUGUCCGCAUGGAGAGCAGCACACUGGACUCCUCAUCCAGACACAAAUCCAGACAUAAAACUUUAGCACCAGAGGACGCCGGUGCUCCGGAGCUCUUAGACCCGGGCGGAGCAGGGAUGCCCUCCACUCACACUCUGCCUUCCCCACAUGAGUCUUACCAUUACGGUCUUGGCUACACCUCACCCUUCUCAUCUCAACAACGGCCUCAACGCCACUCCAUGUACGUGAGGAGGGAGCGCCACCGACCACACGGCAUUGAGGGCGGCAUGGCGGGCUUACCUCCACCGGGGCAGGCAAUACCGACACGUGCAAGUAGCCUACAGCUCCUCUCCCCCCAACUGCAGCACCGGACCACCCUCACUGGACACUCAGUGAGCUCUUCGAGAGAGGACUGCACAGAUGACAUGACGAGGAGCGAACAGUCCCCUAAUGACAUGAGCCACCCUUGUGUCCCCAUCAAAGACUCUACGAGGGACAACAAUGCUGCUUUUCAUACACAGCGCUCAAAAAACGAGGUCGGCAUGUAUCAUGACCCUCAUGGCGAGGAUGGAGGUUCCUCCAAGGAGAACCGGAUGAUCUUCACUGAGUCCAUGCCUCGGAGAGUAGGCAGCUUCUACCGAGUCCCUUCCCCGAGACCAGACAACUCCUCCUCUUUCCAUGACGGUGUUGGGCAGGGUCGAGGGCCCAUCAUACCUGUAGUACCCGGAGACCCUGUUGCCAUGGUCAACCACUCCAAACGCCAGACGGCUUUUGAUUGGAACGCUGCAGAAGCAAUGGUCAUGAAUCCUCCUGAGCCUACCAAAGAGAAGGAAAAACAAGGCUUCUUCAGAGCCAUUAAAAAGAAAAAAAAGAAGACACAAAUAACGGACAUGGAGGACGGGAGGAACCCCAGCAUCAAGAAAAGUCUUUUCCCCCUCUUUAGCUCUAAGAAUAGCUUAAAGCACAACUCAGCUGUCAAAGUCCUACCUGUAGUCGCCUCGCCCAUGGUACAACACCAGCCUCCCGCGCCCUACCCUGCCUCACCAGUUCCUGGUAACGGACAAGAACACCUGUCCCUGCAAAGGAGCUCCAAGUCAUCCUCUCAUCAUGGAAGCAGGAGGAAAAACCGUGAGCGAUCCCGAGACCGGGAGCGGGAACAGAGCCGGGACCGAGACAGAGAGAGAGAGAGAGAACGGGAGAGAGAGAGAGAAAGGGAGAGAGAAAGGGAGAGAGAGAGGGAAAGAGGGAGGGAGAGAGAGAGAGUGAAUGACUGGCCUCCAGACAAACCAGUGGACUCACACUCUCAGAGUCAACCCCUCAAGUCACUCCGCAGGCUGCUUCACCUCUCCCCUUCUUCCUCAAAUCAAGGACAGCCUCCUCCUCCUCCUCCUGACCUGCGCUUCCAAGCCCCACUCCCCAACCCGCCUCAGCCCUCCUCCAAAGCAGGCUACUCCGAGGGUCGAGGGCACGGUGAAAGCAGGGGGCACCCCGGGGUGAGCAGCUCCGCCCAGGCUAAGAGCCGCAAAGCCAGCUACCCCCUCCCCGGACAGAUCGAGUCCAGCUGGCACGUGUCCGCUUUACAGCGGGCGGAGGGCGCUCAGUUCACCCCCGAACAGCUGGGCAUCAAACCGGGGCAGAACGGACCCACCUUUACCCGAGCCUCCCGCACCAGGAUGCCAAACCUCAACGACCUGAAGGAGACCGCGCUGUAAACCCCUCCUCCCCUCAAACCACACCACCUCCAACAUGACUCCAUCCUGGAAAGCAUCUGCCGGACGCAGACAUCAUGGUACUGUAGUGGAAGUUUACAUGAAAGCCUAUUUCACUGGAUCGAAUCCUCAUUCAGAAACGUAGUAAUUUGUAGGUGAUCUUGUCUCUGAAAUGUAUAAAGACUAGAUGGUGAAAGGCUUAUCAAAAACACCAGUAAUAGUGUUGUUUGGGGAAUCAAAGACAGGAAAAGUGCCCUCUCCCUCUCGGUACUGUAUCAGUUGUAUGUUAGUCUCUCUCUACUUAACAAGGUUAACAAGGAACAUUAGAAUAAGCUGAUCUUUCCUGUCAAGGAGACACUGCCCACGAGGCCUCUUUGCUGCCAUCUUCUGCUAACAGGACACUGCAGCAAGAGACACAUGACACAGCCGCUGUCACACCGGUGGCCAAUAAACUCAAAUGUUUUUCAAGCUCGGAUAUUUGAUAAGAACAAAAAAAAAAAAGAUUUAUAUCAACAUUAUUUAUUAAAUAUUUAUUUGUUUUCAAUUCAAGGAUAUAAGCUAUAAAUGACACAGUAUGUAGGCUUUAUGGGAAUAAUAUAAGGUAAUAUAGAAUAAUGUGUAAUUGCAAGAGCUUUAGUUCGGACACAAAGAAAUGCAUAGAUCUUUAUGUGUUGAUAAUACGAUAUGUCAAAAGGAAUAUUUAAUAAUGUUGAAUGUCCUUUUUUGUUCAAUUUGAUAUGUUAUUAACAGAUUUUCACGUUAUGUUAUUUUUACCUUUUCUUCUGUUUUUUUCAUCAAAAUGUAAAAAAAAAAAAAAUAUUGAUGAAUACUUUUGGCCAAAGUGGACAAAAGAAAUCUUGGAAAUUACCUACAAAUCUGCACAUCACCCUCAUGACAUCAGUUUUGAAGUUUUGUGACAAGUUGGUUAUUUGUCAACAGGGUUCGGUACCAGAACAGCCAGAGUGAGACUUUUAGGCUCUGUGUUUUACAUACAGUAAUUGUCAUUUCACUUUGUGUCCCACUCUUAGUUUCCCCAUUUUUAAAAUAAGCCCCACUUUAAGUCUUUCAGUUCAUUUAUCAGCCACAACAGCUUUCCAGCUCUGUGCUGCCAUGUUGGAUUUGUCUACAGCCUUAACAGCAAGUGACGCACAUCAAGACCGUUGUGACCAUUGGUGGCAACUAACCAGAAUACAACAUCCAAGCGUGCAAGACAGUAGGAGCGCAUUCUGCAAAAAAACGCAUACCUCACCUAUAACAUUUAAGAUCUGAAAGGUUAAGUCUGGUGGAAUGUAAUGUUGUCUUAAUGUCGACAAAUCCCGUGAAAAGAUCAAAACCAACAAUGAAUCAAACCUAUUAACAAGUGAAUCUUGCUCUGUGCCAUAUAUUGUUGUCCAAACACUAUUAAUAAGUGACCUACGCUGUGGUACUGGUUGACAUGUUCCUUCAUUUGUAUGAACAUGGGCUCUGUAGUUUAUUUAGAAACGGUCACACAUACACCAUCCUGCUGCUGUAAAUGCUCACAACGGAACCAAAUGUGUAUUAAUCUGUCUUGGGAAGGCUGAAAGUAUUGAGAGACAGACUUGGAGUGCCAACGCAGGGGGCUCCGGCAAAACAACUCAUGAUUGCAGGCAAAAAAGGUUUAAAACCUUUGCACCUUGAUGGUAGAUUACUUGUAUUAAAUUACAUGUAACCUGUAAUGUGAAAGCUGUUUUACUUCUGUCUGACAAAUGUUAGACGAUAGAUAAAAUAAUUUCCACAGUGAUACAUUCAGUGUUGUAAAAUCCUGUCUCAGAGUAUUAUACACUGCUGUGCAGUGUUUUGGCAUCUAAUAAGCCUUUAAACAGAUUAUUCUCUCACUCAAACAAGACCCUCUGGAUCCUAUUUAUAUACAAUAUUUGGGGUGGAUAUAUUAGUAGGCAGUCUGUAGAGGGUUGGGAACAGGACGGUUGCUGGUACAAGUCCCCGCACGGGCCAAAGUAUGGAGUUUGGAUUGGUAACUGGAGAGAUGCCAGUACACCUGGGCACUGUCAAGGUGCUCUUGAACAAGGCACCAUAGCCCCCUCCUGCACUGGUAGCCCACUCAAUCUGACAUCUUUCCAUGUGUGCAUGAAAAGGUACAGUAUUGCUUUCUAACAAACAGUUUGUCAGUUGUAAUUUCCCCACUGGGGAUCAAUAUAGAGUAUAAAAUAAAAUAAAAUAAAUUAUUUAAAGUCUCACUGCUACCUGAAACAACACGCCUCUUGUUGUUGUUUUAACGCAGAGCUGUUUUGGCUCCACUAACACAUUGUUGGUUGUUUUUUUUAUAGAAUUUGUUGAAAGAUUUGAAACAACACCAUACUUAACUUUUCACUUUAGAUUCUUCUGUGUGCAUUUUAAAAGCUUCUGUUAUCAACAUUUUUAUAUAUGCCUUUUGUAAAGCAGAAUUUUGUUUUCCUGCUGUAUUCUCAUUACAAUCAGGGAUGAUUUUACUUAACUAGGUUAUUCAUAAAAUUGUUUACUUUGUCUUGUGACUUAUAUGUAUAAUUAAAAGAAAUAUAGAACAAAACCUUAUUAGUCGCCUAGGCAAAAAAUCUGCAUAAUGUUUCUUUCAGUCUUACCUUUACCCUUCAUUCCUUCUUCUUCCUCUGUGGCUUUAAAGCUUGAAAUAAAGAAGGAAAGUGUUUGUAUCACAGAAGGAGGGAACAAAGGAAAGAAAGACGGAUGCAUUUGUGCAAAAUUUUCUUUGACAUCUGUGGACUAAAAAGAGAAUUUUAGAAAAUUCAUGUAUUUUGUUUCUCAUCUGUCAAAAGGUUAAAAAAACAAAAAACAA
Molecule: messenger RNA, 6934 nt
Organism: Etheostoma cragini (Arkansas darter)
Lineage: Eukaryota; Metazoa; Chordata; Actinopteri; Perciformes; Percidae
Gene: cdkl5
Product: cyclin-dependent kinase-like 5
Exons: 21
Coding region: 658-4128 (1156 amino acids)
Biological process (GO): protein phosphorylation; regulation of dendrite development; positive regulation of axon extension
Cellular component (GO): nucleus; dendrite cytoplasm
Molecular function (GO): ATP binding; protein kinase activity
Source: RefSeq, a predicted model, not a curated record